UCUAUUUACGAUUCUUUCCUCCCGAUAGUAAAGACAUGGUUCUGUGGACAGUACAUAUGCUGAUUAGCUGGGUAUUGCUUUCAGCGCGCUGGGAAGAGAACAAGUACUGGCUUGGUGAAGUUGUUGAUCAGGUGACAGAUGUGCAGCUUGUAGACCAAUGCAGCGUACUAAAACGCUCUUUCUCCUUGUUGAAACCUUCAAAGACGUGUGAGAGGCGUUCACUUGCAGCAUUUUCUUCUGACAAGCAGACCCGAGGGCGUGCCUCCGCUCAGCAGGAAGUUCGCUGACGUCCGGCAAAAAUAUAUGCACCUAUGAAUGAAGCGCUGACCACCUGAGUGAUUGGAUUACCACACAAGUUGAGAUCCUCUUUCCAUUGACCAAUCCGUGCGUUCAUAACGCCUCAGUGGACCAUGUAAGGUGCGCCGGAAGCUUGAGACUCAAAGAACGCCCAUGGCAGAACCGGGGGGAUCCCUGGGGGUUGCUUUAAGGGAUGGGGCAGGAUUCCAGGAGAGCAGCUUGCCUAAGCUCCAAAAGGACCUGGAAAAGUCAGAGAAGUUCGAACUAGCUUUCAUCAAUGGCAGCUUGCUGUGUUCUCCAAAAGCAAGGGCCUUUGGAUCGGCAAUGCAGUCUUUCUUCGAGCGGGCCAUGACAGCAGAGGAAAACAACAGGGUUUCUAUCCUCAAUAACAACGGGCAACUCCUCUCAACGCGCCGGACGCUGGCAACUGUCAGCCACAAUGAGCUGGUAAAAGUGGGUGCAAAUCUCAUGGAUGGGCAAAAGCAGGUGGACAAGGAGACGAUGACGACAAAAGCCAAGGGAACGACAAGGACAAAAGCCCCGGUACCUGAGUGGUACCCCAUGUUUCCGGUCCCCAACGACGCGCGAAUUGGCCAUUCGCCAAAGUGUCUCGCAGACCCCAAGCUCCAUGCAGAGUGUAAAGGCUGCGGCAGACAGCCGAGCCGUGCCGAGUACCGGGAGUCGAAGUUCCGGGAACGCGUGCAGAAACUUAAACAAUCGGAGCUCUGGCUAUUGAUUGACGCGGUCUUCGAGCACUUCCGCGGCAAGGCUAAGGAGCUCAAGGCGCUGGAGGAGUUCAUGAACGGCUACUUCAAGAAGAGCACGCUCAGCAUCCCCGUGCAGGCUACCAUGGCAGAGUACUUCGCCUUUCUGACAGCCGAAGCGGAGAACAGGCUUGGGGUUUUGGGGACCCCCCCGGAGAACCUUGGAGGGGGCCAGUCUGCAGGGGGCGGUGAAUCAGGGGGUUUGCGCGACGGGCCUGUCAUAGGCCACGGGGCUGGAGCGCGGGACUUGGCUGCGAACGGGGUUGAUGCCACUGUCAAAACGGAGAGGACGCCCAAACGGGUUCGGGACGGAUUAGAAGGAAAUAACCUCGGCGGUCACCCCCCAGCAGUAAAACCGCGGCAAAAGGAUGGCCCUCAACCACAGGGGCUGUUUGAGGGUGCACAGAACGGCCACCAAAUUGUUGAGGGCCUAGACUUGCCCUCCGAGUUGGACCCUGUGGACUCCGUACUGAAGGUUUUCGAGGAGGAGUGCGCCGCAACCGCUCGGGAUGACGUCACUGCAGGCGUCUCCGGGUCCUCUGGGGGUGUUCCUGGAACUGUGGACCAGACGUCAGUCCCGGAGCAACACGUCCCGCCUCCUUUGUAUGGUCCCACCCCUGCUGCAGCCGGCGCAUCAGGGGACAGACGGCGCCCAUGGGACUCACUCGGCCGGUUUCUAUUACCGGGGUGUCUAUCACCGCAAGUGCAACAAGGGGACAUGCUGGUCGCUCCUGGCCCCAUCCGCGGUGCCAGUUCGAGAAUGAGUGCCGCCAGGAGGCUCAGUGAGCAUCUUGGAGUGCCGCUAAGGGAGGAGUGGCUUCGUGAGGAUGCUGCGGCUGCGCGAGAGUUCAGCAGUCCCGAACAGUAUACCCAGGCACCGCCCAGUCCUGAGUACCAACAAGGAUCGGAUCUACUCCUACUGGGCAUGAUGGCUCGCGCAAGCCUAUCCACGGAGCUUAAAUUACUACGGAGGCACCACACGUACUCCUACCGGGAACUAGAAGCGGCCACCGACAGCUUCAGCCCCGCCAGGCUCUUGGGAGAGGGCGAGGUUGGAAAACUUUACCACGGCACGCUCGCCGGGACGCCGGUGGCUAUCAAGGUCCCACACCCCGAGGUUUUGCAGGGGGGCAACGUGUUUCAGCACGAGGUGGACAUCCUAGGCCGCCGGCGCCCUUGGGCCACUGUAAGGUUUAUGGGAUACUGCCCCGGCCACUUCUGCCUUGUCUACGAGUACUGCCACAACGGGUCCUUGGAAGACCGCCUUGCCAGGAAGGGCGGUUCCCCGCCGUUGCCGUGGUUCAUCAGGAUCAGGAUCGCCUGCCAGGUCGCCGAUAGGCUCCUACUCACCAUUCCAGGCGCCAUUUUCCAAGAUGUGAAGCCGUCCAACAUCCUUCUGGACCUUCACCUCAAAGCAAGGUUGGCUGAUGCGAGCAUCUUGUCAGUGGCAGCGCCCAACGUCACGUCAUCCACACCAACGGCGAAAGGAUCCGGCGAUGGCGGCCCCUCGCAGUUGUCGUUUCGCCCUGUUGAGGAGGACGCAGUGGACCUAUUCGGCUUCGGCGUGGUCCUCCUUCAGCUUCUCACCAACCUACCACCACUUGGGAUUGUGGGCACGGUCAACAAAGCGUUGAAGCACAAGAAGAUCAUGGCAUCGGUGGAUGUCGAGGCUGGGGAUUGGCCGAAAUCCGUGGCGGUUAAGGUCGCUCGUCUGGGCCUCGCGUGCACCACGAAGCGCAGCCUGGACCGCUAUCAUCUGAGGAAGGUCUUAAUCAAACUGCAGUAUGUUCUUGGCGUGCUAAAUGAACACCAAAAUGAGUUCACGAUCUGCGGCGAGAAAGAGAAAGGUCUGACAGACAGGUCGGCGCCGCCAAGCGCCGCCGCCAAGCGCCGACCGUGCUGGAGCCGGUCGACUCGACUGAUGUGUCCACGGUCGGGAAGCUCACAAGGGAGGAACGGUGGACUUCUUUGCCCCUUGACGGGCCCAGAAGGGUACGUCGGUCGAUCGGAAAGCGUAUGAGCUGGGUCAAACGCCUUGCUUCGCGUUGGAAAAGAUAGGCAUCCCGCAUCGACUGCACCACGCCCAUCGUACGUAUACGUUUAGGCACAGAUUAAUCCUCGGUAAAAGUUAGAUGUAAAGCCCGCUUGUACACUCCCGGGCCUGAUGUUGUAACUCAAAUCAUUUUUCCUUGACCGCGUUCUUAGUCGUAGCUAGGUUGUACGAUAUCGUAAAAGAGUCUACAAGUCUGGUACCGUCCGAAAACGAGCUUGCUCCACUUGCAAAAGAUACUAUAGCCAUCUAGACUUUGGGCGUUGAACAAUCUCUGUUUUGUGCAUAGGUCAAGUUGCUUUGACGUGGCUGUA
This is a messenger RNA of Klebsormidium nitens, 3425 nucleotides long. The record is from the annotation of a GenBank genome assembly. NCBI's taxonomy places the organism in Eukaryota, Viridiplantae, Streptophyta, Klebsormidiophyceae, Klebsormidiales, Klebsormidiaceae.